AUGGGGCCAAUUGAACGCGGAAGAAAGCCUGUAACAGGGCCUUCAUGGCUAGAGUUGCUGGGGGCACAAGAUUAUUUUGGUCCUGUUGAGCAACGCACUGGAGAUGAAAACGAUGCCUGGAAAGCUGUUCUUAUUGCUCAUGAUCUGCCGCUACUUGGACAUCUCCAAUCAGUGCAAGUCGCUUUCUACCAAACCAUCAAUCAGCCUUGGCAUCGUAGAAAAAUUAUGGAUGCUGCUUUUCUUCAGCACGCUGAGGAGAACUAUUUGACUAGGAAAUCUUCCAUUUCACAUGUUCAUCAAAUUCGUCUGUCCCCAUCUUCUGAUACAGCCUUUACCUCAUGGUGGUCAGGCUACUGGGCUAAAGUUGUUCCGAAUCUCUCAAAGGUUCAGGGCAAACUUGUUUUCAGAUUUCGAGUGCUCCCAAACAGACCUAUAAGAGACGAGCUGGGAAGGAGAAGCGUUUCUGUUGACGUGGAAGGAUAUGCAUCAGAAGAAGAGGAGGAGGAAGAGGAAGAAGCAGAGGAAGGCAGUGAAAGAGAAGCAGAAGAAGAGGAAGAAGAGGAGGAGGAGGAAAAGGAGGAGGAACAAAAAAUAGAUGCCGUUAAAGAAAGGGGCACCACAAGAGCAGUCCCUACAGAUGUUGAACAGUGCAGAAAGACACUGAAAAGAUAUUCGGAUAUACAAAAUCCUGACUUCACAGCAAUGUUAAACCAGGAGAAAUUAAAUUUACAAGAUGAAGAAUCGAAUCUUUCAGAGUUCAGUUGCGAAGAAAGAAGUCUCAAAACGGAGAUUGAAACACUAACUGCAAAGCAAGAAUCGGCUGUUUUUAAGAUUACUUCGAAUGAAAAGAAUGCUGACAAGACAAAGCAGAAAAUGGAAGGGAUGAAGAACACAGAUGGAAAAGUCAAGAAGGAUGAGCACAUUUGUUUCCAAUGGCAGAAAGAGAUGCGUGUCAAGUGA
Messenger RNA from Populus trichocarpa (black cottonwood), 960 nucleotides. RefSeq lists its product as uncharacterized. NCBI's taxonomy places the organism in Eukaryota, Viridiplantae, Streptophyta, Magnoliopsida, Malpighiales, Salicaceae. Bases 1 to 960 code for a protein of 319 amino acids. The record is from RefSeq and is a predicted model, not a curated record. The transcript has 7 exons.